AUGAAUGUCAUGUUCGCCGAGUACCUCGGAAAAAUAAUGGAGGUAUAUGUCGAUGACAUGCUGGUCAAAAGUCUAAAGGCCGAGGAGCAUAUAUGGCAUCUUGAGAAAGUCUUCGAGGUCAUAAUGAGGUUCGGGAUGAGACUGAACCCCCAGAAAUGCAUCUUCAAGGUUGUCAAAGGGAAGUUCCUAAGGCAUAUAAUUAGCAGGAGGGGGAUUGAAGCCAACCCGGAAAAGAUCCAAGCCAUAUUGGACAUGGAAAGGCCCAAAGAGAGGAAUGAAGUGAGUUCAUUGGCCUGGAAGAUUGUCGCCCUUGCCAGAUUCGUGUCACGACUCACGGAUAAGUGUGCCUCUUUCUUUCGGCUGCUGAAAGACCAGUGGUGUAAGGAUAUAGUAUGGACACCCAAGCAGGAGGAGGCAUUCAAACAGAUAAAGGCGUACCUCACGUUCGCGCCGGUUUUGUCAAAGCCAAUCCCGGGCGAGAUGCUUUACUUGUACAUUACGGCCUCGCAAUCGGCAGUCAACUCGGUGCUCAUAAGAAAAGAGUUCGACAUCGAGCAUGCAGUGUUCUACGCCGAGAAGGGAUUCACAUCGGCCGAGAGCAGGUACCCGGACGUCGAAAAAUUAGCCAUGACACUUAUUUCGAGAGUGGCAAUCAAGGGCCAAGCAGCGACUGACUUUAUAUCUGAGCUCACGCCCAUGAAAGUUGUGGGAGAGUCUUCUGAGCUCACGCCUAUGAAGAUUGUGGGAGAGUCCUCUGAGCCCGCUCCCAUAAAAGUUGUGGGAGUAUCCUCUGAGAUCGGCCGGGAGGAAAGCGGCCCCAGAGCGGAUAAGGGGAUGCACAAUGAAGAACCGCCGGCUCAACUCUGGAGGCUUUUUGUUGACGGCUCGAUGACGAGAAAUAAAAGCAGGGCGGGAAUAAUAUUAGAGACUCCUGUUGGAUUCAAACAUGAGUACGCAUUGGAAUUCCAGUUUAAGGCAUCAAACAAUGGGGUUGAGUAUGAAGCUUUAAUAGGGGGAUUGCAACUUGCCCGAGACAUCGGCGUGGAGAGAGUGGAAGUGUUCAGUGAUUCGCAAUUGGUUGUAAAUCAAGUCAACGGGAGUUUCGAAGCUAAGGAGCCUCAGUUGCACUCUUACCAAGCGUUAUCAAACGCCUUUAUGCAACGUUUCAAGUCGGCAUCUCUCUCUCACAUCCCCCAGAAGGAAAACACUAAUACAGAUGCCCUCGCCCGGCUAGCCACCGGAGGGCCUGGGAAAGGCAGAAAGAAGGCAAGAAUUGAGGUGCUAGGAAAACUGAGUAUCAGUAAAACAAUCUCGGAGAUAUUCAUGGUCGAAGCGGGACCUAGAGAGCCUACGUGGAUGGACCCCAUAAUCAAGUUUAUGAAGGAGGGGGUGUGCCCGGAGGCCAGGCGGCAUGCACGAAAGUUACAAUCGAGAUGUUCUAGGUACACCCUCAUGAACGGGAAGCUAUACCGCAGAGGUUACAAUUUUCUAAACCUCAAGUGCGUGACAGAGGAAGAAGGAAAAGUGAUCACAAGAGAAAUUCAUGAAGGGGUGUGCGGGAAUCACUCUGGAUCCCGGUCGUUAGCACACAAGGCACUACGCAUAGGGUUUUUCUGGCCCAACAUGGGCGCCAUGGCAGAUAACAUGUCGGCGAGAUGCCGUAAAUGCCAUUUGCACGCUAACGGGAUACAUUCCACUUCUAUUGCUCUGUCAAUCUUAUUAUCGCCCUGGCCUUUUGCACAGUGGGGCUUUGACCUCAUCGAGAUACUGCCAACGGCACCUGGGCAGUUAAAAUUCGGGGUCCAGGAGACAAUCGUCACAGACAAUUGUACACAAUUCAACAAUAACCAUAUGAUUGAGUUCUCGAAGGACAUGGUUGCCAAGAUGGUCUUCGCGUCAAUGGCACACCCGCAGACCAAUGGUUAG
Molecule: messenger RNA, 1926 nt
Organism: Fragaria vesca subsp. vesca
Lineage: Eukaryota; Viridiplantae; Streptophyta; Magnoliopsida; Rosales; Rosaceae
Exons: 3
Coding region: 1-1926 (641 amino acids)
Molecular function (GO): RNA-DNA hybrid ribonuclease activity; nucleic acid binding
Source: RefSeq, a predicted model, not a curated record